Molecule: messenger RNA, 2168 nt
Organism: Neurospora crassa OR74A
Lineage: Eukaryota; Fungi; Ascomycota; Sordariomycetes; Sordariales; Sordariaceae
Gene: spe-2
Product: S-adenosylmethionine decarboxylase
Exons: 1
Coding region: 411-1922 (503 amino acids)
Biological process (GO): spermidine biosynthetic process; spermine biosynthetic process
Cellular component (GO): cytosol
Molecular function (GO): adenosylmethionine decarboxylase activity
Source: RefSeq, a predicted model, not a curated record
GCCUAGAUAACAUCCUCCUCAAACAUCCUCAUAACCAACACCUCGGAGCCUGCCCGCGUCCCUUGAACCGGUUCUCUCGGCCUUCCUCUACCCCGCCCGAUAUCGCCUAUAGGUAUCGGUUGUGUCGCGACCACGGCGAACUCGACGACAAAGCCCACCAUUCUGCUCUCACGGUUCUAUCUCCUUCCGCUUCGCACUCGACCUCCCUAACGUCUACUUCGUGAGACGUUCAGCUACCUUCAUCCACCCACUGCUGCUGGCGAAGCCAGCCUCUUAAAGGACACCACAAUCCUGUGGGCCUACUCUCUCAGAAGAACGCCAUCAAAGUUCAUCUGAGCGGCAGCUAGUGUCCCGCGGACGCUUCGUUUCAGAAGACACACUGUCAACAACCCCCUCAAACCCGACUCAAAAUGUCUGGCCUCGGAGUUCCCGCCAUUCCCGCCAACUACACCUUCUCCCCUUCCGAGGGCACUCCUUACCUUACCAUCAACCACGAUGUCGCUGCCGACCUCGACUCCACCAAUGCCUUUGAAGGCCCCGAGAAGCUCCUCGAGGUCUGGUUUGCGCCCAGCGCCAAAGCUCUCCCUGCCGGUGUCAAGGAGGGUGGCCUGAAGGCCGUCAAUCCUGACUCGUGGACCCCCAUGCUUGAUUUGGUUCACUGCAAGGUCCUGUCCAUCAUCAACUCCGAGAACGUGGACUCAUACCUUCUUUCUGAAUCCAGCAUGUUUGUGUUCCCCCACAAGAUCAUCCUCAAGACAUGCGGUACCACCACUUUGCUGCUUGGUCUGGACUUGAUGUUGCGCAUCGCCGCCGUCGAGGCUGGAUUUCCUUUCCAUAACGUGGCUUCGUUGGAGGACCCCAAGGUUGCCGCUACUCCUCUGCGCGUGUUCUAUAGCCGUAAGAACUUUUUGUUCCCCCAGAAGCAGCGUGGGCCCCACAAGAGCUGGAGAGAUGAGGUUACCUUUUUGGAUAACAUGUUCGAGAACGGCAGUGCCUACAUGGUUGGCAAGAUGAACGGUGACCAUUGGUACCUUUACAUUACUUCCCCCACCAGCUCCCUGACUCCUCCACGCACCCCCACUUCCAGCCGUGGUGUCAGCCCUAGUCGUAGGUCCAAGAUUCCUACCGGUAUUGUGGCCCCCUUUGGAGGUGUGAUCGAAAACAACGCGGACGAGACUUUGGAGAUCCUGAUGACCGACCUGGAUCCCGAGAACGCCAAGAAGUUCUACCUUGAGGAAGCGACCGCGAUCGCCAAGGAGAAGCUCUUUUCCAAAUCUGAGGCGAACGGAGAUGCCUCUUUUGACGUCUUCAGCAGCUCCGGAGACUGCGAUGCUGAUGGCCAGGCUAUUCUUCCCGAAGCCCUUACCACCGAGGGUCACGCCUUGGGUACUGUCGUGUCGGAAGCAUGCGGUCUUUCCGCCGUGUAUCCCACCUCCACCUAUCCUGAUGCUCGCAUCGAUGCGUACCAGUUCUCCCCUUGCGGCUUUUCCGCCAACGGUGUUGUACCACCUGUCGCGGGCGCCGACGGCACUAUCCCCAAGUCCGGCCACUACUUCACGGUUCACGUCACUCCUGAGCCCCAGUGCUCUUUUGCCUCCUUCGAAACCAACGUUCCCGGAGGCCAGAAUGGACGCCAGACAGCUGAAGUUAUUGAGCAGGUCGUCAACAUCUUCCGCCCUGGACGUUUCAGUGUGACUUUGUUCGAGGCCAAGGGCGCAUUGGCCACCACACCUGGCGAGGAUGCUGAUGAUUCCCGUCGCAGCUGGGGCGCCGCUGCUAAGCAGCGUAUGGAGCGCAUCAACGGAUAUCGUCGCGUUGACCGCAUUGUUCACGAUUUCGAGGAUUACGACCUCGUGUUCCGCUACUACGAGCGCGAAGACUGGGUUGGAGGUGGAGGAGCAAGAAUGGGCGAGGAGUUCUAAAGUGGUUCCAAGCGCCUGGAUGAAUUGAAUUGGUACCAUCAAAUUUCCCACUUUUUGCCAUAUCCGCAUACAUUCCUUCACCAUCAUCAGCGAUACCCUUACCUACAAUUCUGCCUGCUGCUCUGUAUUUGCUGCGGCCCUGUGCCCUGUAAGGAUGUCGCCCUCACUUUUUCCCGGAUUGAUCAUGGUCAUUCAUCUGGUAUCAAUCUCAUCACUGCAAUUCACCUCCAUUGCCUAUCGUCAUUC